AAUAACGGAAACUAGGUUCAAUCCGUUCCUCCAGCGCUUUGCGAGAAACUUGCCACAAUGUCUGGAGCGUCCAACAUUAAUGCGAUGAAGAAGGUCGUGCAGCAGUUACGGUUCGAAGCGAAUAUCGACAGGGUGAAGGUGUCUCAGGCGGCGGCUGAGCUCCAGCAGUUCUGCAUGCAGAAUGCUCUGCAGGAUCCGCUGCUCACCGGCGUGUCCUCCAGCACCAACCCGUUCCGGACACAAAAGCUCUGCUCUUUCGUCUGAUGCUUCUUGCCACUGGUCUCGUUUCCUGUUCCUGCGUAGUUUCUGACUUCGGAGACUUCUGCCAUAACCUACAAAGCCAGCCAAACGUGUUUUCUGUACGAAACCAGGACCUCAUUCAUUUCUGAAACAUAUAUCCCUUGCACUGGAUUCCUCGUUUCAGGAGCUUAUAUUGUCUGAAACUGGCAUUAACUAUUGAAACAUGGCGUAAAAUUAAGUUCUUUUUUUUUUUUUUUUUUUCCAUAUGUCUCAACUCGUAAAGUGUCCUAAAUGAUUGAUUGUACGUGGAUCACAAACUAAAUCUCCCGCCUUAAGAAGUGGUCAGCAAUGCUCGUCUCUUAGAACCACUUUUGUCAACCGACUGACGAAAGACUUUUUUAUAUUUCACAUGGCAACGCAGUGGAAGUUCUAAUUUAUUGUGCCUUUUUUGUUUUUUAAACCGUGUGCUCUUUUUCUAUUUUCCUUUUUUUUUUUUUGUACUGAAUAAACCAUUGAUUUAUAC
Messenger RNA from Ictalurus punctatus (channel catfish), 763 nucleotides. RefSeq names its product guanine nucleotide binding protein (G protein), gamma 5 (gene gng5). Gene Ontology annotation, biological process: G protein-coupled receptor signaling pathway. Lineage: Eukaryota; Metazoa; Chordata; Actinopteri; Siluriformes; Ictaluridae. Gene Ontology annotation, cellular component: heterotrimeric G-protein complex. The record is from RefSeq and is marked provisional. Gene Ontology annotation, molecular function: G-protein beta-subunit binding.